This is a messenger RNA of Didymosphaeria variabile, 1698 nucleotides long. RefSeq lists its product as uncharacterized. The transcript is spliced from 2 exons. The record is from RefSeq and is a predicted model, not a curated record. Lineage: Eukaryota; Fungi; Ascomycota; Dothideomycetes; Pleosporales; Didymosphaeriaceae. The annotation marks the transcript as partial.
GGUUUCAAAGAUUGCUUUAAGAGUGCAGACAUGCACCCUUACGAUCCUUUCCUGGAGAGCGAGUCAACUCAGAGCAAACCUGUACCACUCUCCGAUUUGGACGAACUAUGGAUGGUGAAUGAUCGCUCAGGUCUGCGCUGCUACGCUUGUGGUGGCAUGUUUGAUAACGAGGCUCUCAUCCGGACCUUCCUCUUCCAGUCCGUCGCGACGACGACGGGGCGAAAUAAUUCGAUACGCACUACAGCGCGAGACUACCAGAUAGUCUUCUACAACAGACACGUCCAAUGUUUCCACGGCAUCAGAUAUAUCGCAGUGUCCCACGUGUGGAAUGCGACCGUCUCAGACGCACAUGUGCAGGGACCAUCAACCACUCUAAAGGAGGCAGCAAGAAAUCACAUAUUGGAAAGUGUCGAGCGGAUGCGCAUUGGUCUCGACGGAAAUUUAGAUCUAGACACCGAAGUUUGGUACGACUACUUAAGUGUGCCGCAAUGGGAAACCGAUCUCAAACUGAGCAUCCUGAGAGCCAUACCCGAGGUCUUCGCCAAUGCCUCGUUUACCUUCGUUCAUCUCGACGACGUCCACAGCAGUGCUAUCAACCUUAUUCGCAACGGUACGAAUUCUUCAGCUCGUGUGCUGGGCAUCACAAGUGUAUGCAACGCGACAUGGUUUAAACGUGUCUGGACUGUGAUGGAAUACAUACGCAGUAACACAGUCAAAAUGGUGACCUCGGACGGAAGUAUCUACCCAUCUGAUGAACUUCUCCAAGAUGUCUUCAAGGUCUGGGAUAGAGAGCGAGAGCUCCUAGGUGAUAUUCACGCUCUCGAGGGGCUGGCUGGACUCGGGACGAACAUCGUACCCUGGAACCUAGGCCCACUGCACGUCGCCCGUCUGCGCAAGAAGAUCGACUUCGGAAGCGCGUUUAGUCUUCUCUCACGAAGAGGGUGCCGGUCAAGAGGAGACUUCUUCCACGCCCUGCUAGGCAUCGUGAAGGCAGACUGCCAAGGAGAUUUAGCCGAAGACCCAGUAAAAGCGACUUUGACAGUCGCAACGAAGUGCCUUGAAGCUGGUGACUAUAGCCCGUUACUUGUCGUACCGAGGCCUGAGCCCGUAGACCCUGCGAGUCUGCCGCCACUCUAUCAUACAGCGGGCUACAUCGACAUCCUUGCCUUCGGUCUACAGCCCUCAACUGGCUUCCCGGAAUUCUAUUCUGAAUCUACCUUUGAAUUAGAAAGUUCCCAGAUCAAGCUAGAGAGAAUUGGAACAGUGGAACACGCCGUCCGAGCAGACGGCUACGGCCCCUUUGACACGUACAUCUACUGCGCGCAUAUCGCGCUACAAUACACCGGCCCAGUGGUAGACGCAUUCGUAGAGACUGUAUGCGCGAGAUUGUACAACAUGCCGGCCUCGCACAUCACCGACAUCCUAUCCAACAACGACAACUGCAGUCAGUUAUUGGAGCUGCUAGAAGAAUGGUAUAACGCCCCGACCACCACACUUUACUCCGAGCCCUCUCUGUCCCAUGCCUUUCGUAUCGCCGAUAUUCUUGGACUAAAUAGGACAAACCCACUAAGUCAUCCGCAUACUACGCCUUUAGACUUUAUGUUCGAGCACGGGGUUCCUGUAACAACACCUUUGUGUAUCGGGCUGGGCUGCAUAGGAAACCGAGUGAAGUCAGAGGCUCGGUUGCUUACAGAAUAA